AUGGAUUUUUUGCUACUGUUCCUAGCGUCGUCCGCGGUUCUCGUUCAAGGGUACGGGAAAAGCAACGACCCGAACGACGAGCCGUUUCUGCCGAUAUACCCGGUAUACCCUUACAGCCCUAAAUUAAUUAAAAGGGGGACGGAGAAGGAGGCCGUGGCGCAACUAUCCGCGGAAUUGUACGCGCCGAAAGUCGACGCCAAGGACUCGUACAGCGCGAGCUACAGCCCCCGAGAUUCUUACUACCCUAAUUACGGCUCGUACUCCAAACUCCCCUCCUCGCCCGGUUACGCUUUCUACGGAUCUCUUCCGUACGAUCCUUACGCAACCCCUUACAAUCCUUACUCACCCCCGUACCCAGUUCCCUCGCCCUCUUACUCGCCUCCUAUUCCUCCUUACUCCUCCUCCUCCUAUCCCAAUUAUUACUACCAAUCUCCCUAUUAUUAUCCCAAUUACUACAACCAGCCUCUGUUCCCGCCGCCCCCGCUGCCACCGCCUGUCGUCGAUUACGCCGGCGACCCGGACGGUGGAUACCCCGAGUCGGACGCCAAGCAGAAGAAGCACGGCGAGGAUAAGAGUUACAGGGCCAAGGACGUCCAGUUCGUCGACGGGGCCAAUUACAUAUCCGGGGGUUCGAAGGAUCUCGACGGCCAACCGACGACCGCGUACAAAGCGGGCGGCGUCCAGCAGAAUCAGCUGGAACAGACGAGCAACGCGCAGACGAAAUAUUUCCCUAUCCCGUUGCCGAAAACGACGUACAGGGUGAUCAGCGUCGGCGGACAACCGGUGGGCCCCGAUUAUCCAUUGCCGCCGUCCUACGCGAAAGCUCAGCAAUUGGACGAGCUCGCGGCGACGAGGGGCCACCACGAUUGGGUGAAGGUGUUGGCGAAGAAUUUCAGGCCCGUAAUCGAGUACGGUGGAGCGGUCGACGCGAAAAAUGCCGCGACGAGUGACGACGAUCGAAACGACGAGGGGAAGGACGCGAGAUACGUCCCUGUCUCGACCGCGACCGCCAAGACCGGCCUUGCUUACGUGGUGAAUCCUAGCGUUCUUAGGAAGGUGAACGUUGGGCAAAGGAACGUUGGACGGAUCGUUGGCAAGUUGAAGAGCGUCAAGUAUCCGACUGGCGCGUACGCGACGAUCGAGAAGCCUGACAAGGAUCAAGGCGAGUCGAACGAUUACGAGAGCUCGUCUUCGCAGGAUAAUCAGGAUUACGACACAGCUUUGAGCCAGACCGACGGCAAGCAGCAAAAUUACGACGAGGAUCAAUCUUAUCAGAAUGAAAAUUACGUUACACAAACGCCUCGGUAUAACGGUUAUCAGUAUACCAGUUACAGUCAACCGCAGACGAUCACUCAGAGGCAAACGCAGCAGUACAAAAGUAAUCUGGAUAACGUGAAUUUUGGCGCCAAGACGAAAAAGGCGUGA
Apis laboriosa (Himalayan honeybee) is the source of this 1425-nucleotide messenger RNA. RefSeq lists its product as uncharacterized. The record is from RefSeq and is a predicted model, not a curated record. The transcript is spliced from 2 exons. Lineage: Eukaryota; Metazoa; Arthropoda; Insecta; Hymenoptera; Apidae. Bases 1 to 1425 code for a protein of 474 amino acids.